CAGACUCCCUCUCCCUCUCUCGCUCUCUUUUGCACACACGCAGCCUGUCCGGUAGGAUGGGACCAGACCAGUAGCCACAUAUCCGUGCACGCCUGACCGCUAGUCUACUUCCUGGAUGGAAGAAUGGGACAUUUCCAGCACCACUUUUCUGCUUCGGGCUUCGUCUCGCUGACGCCGCGGAUAAUCACUUAAUAAUGACCGCAUGUAGUCAAUAUUAUUCGAUCACUUUUUUUCUCUCCCCCCUUGCUUCUUCCUCCUGUAGUUAAAUACCGCGAUUGAUCGCCGAUUGACCUCGCUACACUUCGGGAAUGUCGCUAUCUGGAAGCCCGCAGCUGCACACACGGAGGAGUCCAACAACAGAUUUUGAACUGUUUUUGCACAGCCAUAGCGUGCGUAACGUUUUAUUCCUCGAAGCUAAGAGCAGCCUGUGCUCAGACCGGAGGCGAAAAUUUUUGUCUUUUUAAAAAAGGAAAAAAGGGGGGGAGGAAGAAAAAGCAGUGACUGUGUCCUGACCGCCAACCAUUACUUUGAUGCUCUGCCUUCGUGGCCACUGUGCCAACUUCGUUUUAGCUUAGGUGGUGUGCGUGUGAGUGAUUUCUGUCUCUCUCUCGCUUUCUCUGGUUGUUCUCUUUUUUUUAAAGAAGAAGAAAAAGACAAACUUUGUCACCCGUUGCCUUCUUGCUGCUCUCGAUGAGUAGACUAACAUGCGGAGAAUACGGGAACCGAGUUACUGGUGGAUUUUAUCCUUAAUGUUUUUAACCUUGCCCAAACACAAAGACUGUCAGCCUGUCGCGUCGGGUCACCACACUGGAGGCAACCAUUAUGGAGGCACAGGCGUAAUGAGGGAGAGGAGGACAGUUGAUGACCCCUACUGGUCCUAUUCAGGAAGCCAUGGACCUCGAGGCUGGGCAGCCUUAUACCCAGAAUGUGCCGGAAACAACCAAUCACCUGUGGACAUUGCAGAUGAACAAGCUCAGAUUUCUCAGGAGUACCUGAAGCUGGAGCUUGACAAGUUCAACACAGAGUCCUCCAACCAGACCACGAUGAAGAACACUGGAAAGACAGUUGCUAUACUCCUGAAGGAUGAGUACUUUGUAGCUGGGGCUGGACUGCCAGGGCGCUUUAAGGCUGAGAAGAUGGAGUUUCACUGGGGCCAGAGUAAUGGAUCAGCAGGCUCAGAACACAGCAUAAAUGGCAGAAGGUUCCCUGUAGAGAUGCAGAUCUACCUUUACAAUCCGGAUGACUUUGACAGCCUCAGUGCUGCCAUUAAGGAAAGACGCAUCGUUGCUGCCAUGGCCAUCUUCUUCGAGCUGGGGCAAAAAGACAACCCAGCUGUGGACCCCAUCAUCCAGGGAUUGAAGGGAGUCGUGCAUCAUGAAAAGGAGACCUACCUCAGGUCGUUCGUCUUGAGGGAUCUGCUGCCAUCGUCGGUGGACAGUUAUUACAGAUACACCGGCUCUCUGACCACUCCGCCCUGCAGCAAGGUAGUGGAGUGGAUCAUCUUCUCCAGGCCUGUGUAUCUGUCCCACUCACAGCUGGAGGCUUUCUACUCCAUCUUUACAACAGAGCAACAGGACCACGUCAAGUCUGUCGAGUACCUGUGGAACAACUUCAGGCCCCUGCAGGACCUGGGCAAUCGCAAAGUUUUUAAGUCGGCUGUAGAAAAUGCAUGGCAGAGGGAUUUGACCGAGAUCCUGGGAAGCCCUCAUAGCACCGAGGCUUCAAAAGUGUGCAGCAGUGCCCCAGUGAGCAUGAAGAUCCAGCCGCUAAACCAGACGGCAUUGAUGGUGAGCUGGGAACGCCCUCUGACAGUCUACCACCCACCUAUCACCAGUUACAUGGUCUCCUACAGCUGGGUGAAACGUGAUGUCGCUGAUGAAAAGACCUUCACCAAGACCGGGGAUCAGAGCAUGAAAGCAGUCAUCACUAACGUUUCUCCUGACAUCCUGUACCUGUUCAGAGUGCAGGCAGUGUGUCAACAUGAUCUGCGCAGUGAUUUUAGCCAAACACUGUUGUUCAGAGCUAAUACAACAAGAAUUUUUGAAGGAUCUCGAAUUGUGAAGACUGGGAUGCCCACAGUUUCUCCUGCGUCCUCAGCAGACAUGGCUCCAAUCAGUUCUGGUUCCUCCACGUGGACGUCCUCUGGUAUCCACUUCUCCAUUGUCUCCAUGGCAACAGGGAUGGGCCCCUCUUCUAGUGGCAGCCAGGCCACGGUGGCAUCGGUAGUGACGAGCACCUUGCUGGCAGGCUUGGGUGUCGGCGGAGGGGUCAUCUCCUCCAUGCCCAGCUCUGUUUGGCCCACGCAGGCGCCUCAAGCCACUCAGAACCCCACUCGUCCAUCCACCGCGCCCGCAAAGUCCAACAACGAGCAGACGCCACCUCAGGGCUCCGAGACAGACAACGCGUCUGAGGAGAAUAAUGCUCCGCACGAGGGUGAAGAGGAGGGGGAGGAAGGCGAGAAAGAUGGGGAGAAGGAGGAGGAGGAAGAGCAGAAGAAGAAGAAGGAAAAGACUGGAACUGACAAUGGGGAGAAACAAGCAAACAGCACUCUGGCCAAAAAACCUUUAACCCCCACCCCCGCAUCCACAGCCAAAGAGAAAGGAGAAGGGAAACCUACAGUUAAAGGCACCACAGUACCUCCGAGCACUGGUGAAGACGUGGAGAGCAACCCUACAGGUGUAAACCCAGUGUCCACUCAGGAGCCGCGUAAUAGCAGCGUAAAGACGCAAAUUCCCAAGAAUUUACCUACAAAGAUCCCCACUGAAAAUGAAAAUGCAAACAGCUGGCCUUUCUCUGUCCACACUGACAGAACCACCAUGUCCAAUGGGAUGCCGCCACCUCACCCGGGGAUGGGCAGGAUGGUGUGGAUUGUCCCCUUGGUGGUGGUCUCUGCUCUCACUCUGCUGUGCCUCAUCAUGCUGCUAAUUGUGAUGGUCUACUGGAGGAGAUUUUUCCAGACAGCUCACUUUUAUGUGGAGGAGAGCAGCUCUCCACGGGUGGUGGCCAAUGAGAAUAUCCCAGUCAUCCCUAUACCAGAUGACAUGGAGGCCAUCCCUGUUAAGCAGUUUGUGAAACACGUCAUGGAGCUCUACAAAAACAACAUGCAGGGUUUUGCUGAGGAGUUUGAGGAGGUCCAACGCUCCACAGCCGACCUGAAAAUCACAGCAGAACAUUCCAAUCAUCCUGACAACAAGCACAAAAACAGAUACAUCAACAUUGUGGCCUACGACCACAGCCGGGUGAAAUUACGGGCUUUGGCAGGAAAAGAUGCCAAACAUUCGGAUUACAUUAAUGCCAACUAUGUGGAUGGCUACAACCAGCCCAGAGCUUAUAUAGCUGCUCAGGGCCCUCUCAAGUCUACAUUCGAGGACUUCUGGAGGAUGGUGUGGGAGCAGAACACUGGAGUCAUAGUCAUGAUCACGAACCUUGUGGAGAAAGGAAGAAGGAAAUGUGACCAGUACUGGCCAACAGAGAACAGCGAGCAGUAUGGAAGCAUCGUGGUGACCCUGAAAAGCACCAAAGUGCACGCUUGCUACACAUUGCGCCGUUUCCUCAUUAGGAACACUAAAGUUAAAAAGGGGCAGAAGGGGAACCCGAAAGGGAAACUAAAUGAGCGCAUUGUGGUCCAGUAUCACUACACUCAGUGGCCUGACAUGGGAGUACCGGAGUACACCCUUCCUGUCCUCACCUUCAUCAACCGCUCAUCUGCAGCUCGUGCUGCAGACAUGGGCCCUGUCCUGGUGCACUGCAGUGCAGGCGUGGGGCGCACCGGAACAUACAUUGUCAUUGACAGCAUGCUGCAACAAAUCAAGGACAAAAGCACAGUCAGCGUCCUGGAUUUUCUCAAACAUAUCCGCACACAACGCAACUACCUAGUCCAGACUGAGGAGCAGUAUGUUUUCAUCCACGAUGCUUUAAUGGAGGCUAUCCUGAGCAGAGAGACGGAGGUGCCCGCCUGGCAGCUUCACAGCUAUGUCAACAGCGUCCUUACACCCAACUCAACAGGCCGCACACGGCUGGAGAAGCAGUUCAGGCUGCUGACUCAGUGCAACACACGCUUUGUGGAGUGCUUCAGCGCCCACAAAGACUGCAACAAGGAAAAGAACCGCAAUUCCUCAGUGGUUCCCUCGGAGCGAGCAAGGGUUGGACUCGCCACUCUGCCUGGCAUGAAAGGAACAGAUUACAUUAAUGCAUCCUACAUAAUGGGCUACUACAGGAGCAAUGAGUUCAUCAUUACCCAGCAUCCUUUGCCUCAUACCACCACAGACUUCUGGAGAAUGAUUUGGGACCAUAACGCUCAAAUUAUUGUCAUGUUGCCCGACAACCACGGCCUGGCUGAGGAUGAAUUUGUUUACUGGCCGAGUCGCGAAGAGGCCAUGAACUGCAUCGCCUUCACUGUCACACUCAUCAGUAAGGACAGACUGUGCCUCUCCAACGAGGAGCAGAUCAUCAUCCAUGACUUCAUUCUAGAGGCCACACAGGACGAUUACGUUCUGGAGGUGAGGCAUUUCCAGUGCCCUAAAUGGCCAAACCCUGAUGCCCCUCUCAGCAGCACCUUCGAGCUCAUUAGUGUCAUCAAGGAGGAAGCCAUGACUCGAGAUGGCCCCACUAUUGUGCAUGAUGAGUAUGGAGCAGUGUCAGCAGGAAUGCUCUGUGCCCUCACCACGCUGUCCCAGCAGCUGGAGAACGAGGGUGUUGUCGACAUCUAUCAGGUGGCUAAGAUGAUCAAUCUCAUGAGGCCAGGAGUCUUCACUGACAUAGAGCAGUACCAGUACCUUUACAAAGCCAUGCUCAGCCUGGUCAGUAACCGAGAGUGUGGCCUGAGCCCCAUGCACAUGGACAUUAAUGGGGCGGUGGUGAUCGCAGACGAGUCGGACCCCGCAGAGAGCAUGGAGUCGCUCGUCUGAGGACAUUCUUACAGGCACUUAAUUUGUAAAAAUCCGAGAACAUUUCUGAGGCCUUUUUGCCAGACUAUUGAUUAAAAUGAAUAACCUUAUUACUUUUUAUACUGAUAAAAGUUUUUUGAUAUUUAUGUUUUUGUCCUUUAUUUCUUGUCUUAAAUGUUAUCCUGCUGAGCGUUUGCACCUGUUUUAAUUUGACACGAGGAAUAAGCAGCUCUGUCCAGUUUGCACUAUACUAUCAGUGUUACUGCCUAAAAUCCAGUGAGCAAAAGUAUGACAUCAUUAAAUCCUGGCAUCGCGAGGAAACUCGGAUCUUGGACCGCGCUGAGACAAACGCGAGGCACGAAGGCCGGGAUGCGCUGAAGCGAUCCGCUUCCUGAUUGUCUCGAAACAAAACUUCACUUCAUUUUACAAGCAUGAAUUAUGUCACUUUAUCACUUCAGUCAGACUAACUGUUUUGAGGCUCCGCUCCACAGGGGUGAAGCUUUUUAUCUCGUGAAGAGACUCACACCUGCCUAUAUAUUAUUUCCCCAGUAUCUCACUGCUGUCUUGUAAAAUGUACCUAUGGCUUAUUUUGUUAAAGUGUGUUACAACAUCUAAUGUGAACAUUUAUUGCUUUUUACAGGGAUUUAUAUUGUUAUAUUGUUAAAUUGUUUUGUAAUAUAUAUAAAUAUAUCUAUAAAUAUUAUAUCCCUAAUAGCCAGCCAAUGAUUGUUUUGUUUUUUUCUUAUUUGUCCACCUGCCUUGGUGUAAACUUACUUUUUUUUUCUUCUUUUUUUUUUUAAAUAAAUGGAGAUCUGUAGCUUGUCAUGUAUUGCCUACAAAUCUCCAGCUGUGUUUUUCUUUUCUUUCUUUUUUUUUCUUUUUUUCCAACAUUUCUUUGAGCUUUUCUAACCCAAGCGGUCCAAGCUCAGCUGUUAAACAUCUGUACCAACAAAAUGUAAUUGCUCUACAUCAUUUUUUUUUUCUCCAUGUGUUUUUGCAAUGCAGUGGAUGUAACGAGAAUUUAUUUUUGACGCUGAUCAACACCAAAAUUGAAUAAAUGAAUAAAUAAAAUUCACGUCAAAGUGAAAACAACUGGCAGCGGAUUAGUCUUCAACAUUUAAAAAUCCAAAUCCCACAUUUUUCUGCACAAACGUUCAAGGACUUCAAGGCCACAUUCACAGAGGGAUCUUUGGCAGCAUGUAGAAGUUGGUUGGGUUGAGUCAUUUGAGGAUAUGUGCACAUCAGUUUUGUGGAUAAAGAUACUGCAGUUUUGUUGUCCUUUAUAAUCCUGCCAAGCUGAUGUGAGGAAACUGCCAGUUUUUCAAGACUUAAUCUGGACUCUCUCUCCCUCUCUCUCUGUCUCUCUCUCUGUCUCUCUCUCUGUCUCUCUCUCUGUCUCUCUGUCUCUCUCUCUACAUAUAGAUAUAUAAAUAAAUCAAAAUAAAAUAUGGUGCAUGCCUGAGCUUGAGAUGUGGAGGUGAGCCUUACAAGCAUAAGGUUUGUGGAAGCCCUUCACAGAAAGUAGGCAGAGGGACUUCGAGACAGGAGCUAAAAGAGGAUAAACUGAGGCUGUUUUAAACUGUGAAUCAUUCAAGGCUGCUCCAUUAGAGUGCCACAAUAAAAAAGAUGAAGCAGGAAAUGAGUAGAAAUUGCUCUCAAUUAAGGAAAUUCAUGCUUUAUAGUUCAUUGUUUUACCCAAUUUUACCACAGAGGAGAAUCCCCGCCAGGCGUCCUGGUGAAGAUGUUAUUCAGUGCCUUGUUCAGAUGUUUUUGGGUUUUGUUUGGUUUUUUUGGGGUUUUUUUUUGAAUAGUUAUCUUAGAUAGUUAUCUUUGUUCGUAAUGAAGUUAUUGCAGGAAAAUGGAACUAGGACUUGGACUUCAUGGGACUGAAAUUGCUCAAUGUACUGUCAUCACAAAGUGGAUUAACUUAUGAAAGGAUGGACUAUUUAGAUUUUAUUAAAAGGGGUGAAUGUGUUUGCAAAUUAAUCGAUCUGAAUCUACAUUCAUAUAAAGACAUAUUGAUAUGGGUCAUUUUUCUCCCGCUGUUGAUCAGUGUCAAAAAAAAUUGUUACUUCCAUUUAAAAUUGUAAACAAACACUGAAAAAAGUCAAAUUAGGUGAAAUCUUUCUGUGGGGGAGGGGUGAUGCUUUAUUUGUAACCAAAGAUGUGGUCCCGCUUUGGAACAUGUUAUUGGUUUUAUCCUGAGAUCUAUUAAACCAGAUAGAAUUUGAAAUCCAUAUUGUUAAAUCUCGCAGAUUUCCACUGUGGAAAGUGUGAACUUAUCCUUUGAGCAUGUUUCACUUCUAGCCUCAAACUCGCCUUCCACAAGCUCAAGAUCAAAGACAUGUGUGACGAGGUUUCAAAUUCCGACUGUAAAUUGUAUUUUAUCUGGACUUUACUGCGUUAGUUUGGAACUGUAAUUAUAACCCAUUUUCAACCCUUAACAUUCCUCUCUUGGUUGAUUUUUGUGUUUUCUGUGUUUUAAUUUGAUUUUUUUUAACAUAUAUAUAUAUUUUUAAAUUCAUCUGAUAACAUCGAUUUCCUUUCCACCCGGGAGUUUGCUAAAUCCAUUGAAACCCCUCUGACAUUUGGAGAAACAUCAAAACUCCACAUGGAAACUUUUUUUCAUUUUUAAAUUUUCACCUCGUGUUGGUGUGUGUGUGUGAGUGUGAAUGCCAGCAUCUUUCUCUGCUCACAUUUGAAACACAAGUGCUGUAGCUUCACGCAUUUACUUAAAAAGGAAAAAAAAAAAUCUGUAACCUUUGUGAUCAUAGAAGUUUAUAUUUUCAUACAAAGAUUUGGUUUGUACAGAGGACCUGUAACAGAUUGUACUUUUGUGAAAACACCUCAGCAAAACUCCAACAAACGAAGCUGCCCUCCUGAGAUCCGCCAUGACGAUUUAGAUCAGAUAUCAGAUAUGUUGGUCUCGGAUCACUUCAGCUACGCUGGUCAUUAACUCUAAUCUGUAACUUACGAAAAUUCAAAAAAAAAAAAAAAAAGGUUUUGUCAGUCACAUUACGUGUUUAUAUGACAGUAUCAUAGUUAUUCCUAUGAUGCUAUUAUAUACCAUAUUAUAAUAUACUGUCAUUUAGGUAAAUUGUAUUGCUCUGCAUUGAAUAAAGUCUGGCUUUGGGUGCACUGCAUCCUUGUAUUACAUGAAGUAUGGAAAAUAAAAUAAGGAACCUGCUCUCCA
Messenger RNA from Haplochromis burtoni (Burton's mouthbrooder), 8079 nucleotides. RefSeq names its product carbonic anhydrase XVI b (gene ca16b). The coding region runs from base 705 to 4907 and encodes 1400 amino acids. Gene Ontology annotation, biological process: protein dephosphorylation. The record is from RefSeq and is a predicted model, not a curated record. NCBI's taxonomy places the organism in Eukaryota, Metazoa, Chordata, Actinopteri, Cichliformes, Cichlidae. Gene Ontology annotation, molecular function: protein tyrosine phosphatase activity; protein binding. The transcript is spliced from 29 exons.